Molecule: messenger RNA, 741 nt
Organism: Lathyrus oleraceus (garden pea)
Lineage: Eukaryota; Viridiplantae; Streptophyta; Magnoliopsida; Fabales; Fabaceae
Exons: 2
Coding region: 1-741 (246 amino acids)
Source: RefSeq, a predicted model, not a curated record
AUGGCCCCUUAUGAAGCCUUGUAUGGACGGAAAUGUAGAACACAUUUGUGUUGGACAGAAGUUGGUGAAGAAAGAAUUUUAGGACCGGAGAUUAUUCAAGAAACUACAGAAAAGAUAAGGAUGGUUCGUGAUAAGAUAAAGAAAGCACAAGAUAUCCAAAAGAGAUACGCAGAUAAUCGAGGAAGACUAUUCAAAUUUAAUGAAGAUGGUCAUGUAUUGUUAAAGGUGACCCAGAGAUUGAGACUGAAGGGACUGUUUAAGUCAUGGAAGUUAAGUCCGAGAUACAUAGGACCAUACCAGAUUAUAGAGAGGAUUGGUGAAGUAGCUUACAGAUUAACCUUACCACCUUCUUUAUCAGAGAUGCAUGAUGUUUUUCAUGUAUCUCAACUUCGAAAGUUCAUUCCAGAUUCUCUCCAGCCUAUUCUUCCAUAUUCAGUGGAAGUAGAAGCAUACCUAACCUUCGAACCUCAACCAAGUCGUAUUUUAGGACAGGAAACUAGGGUAUUGAGAAAUAACGAUAUCCCUCUUGUUAAGGUUCGGUGGGAUGGAUCACAUUCGAGCGAUGCUACCUGGGAACUAGAGUCUGAAAUGCGAGAAGUUUACCCUCAUCUCUUCCAGUGGCAAAUGGUGGCCACAUGUUUAUAUCCAAUACCCACCAACCUUGUACUACUCCAUUUUCUCUAUGUAUCAGAAAAGCUAGUGGAGAAAAGAAGGAAGAAAGCUAGUGGAGAGAAGAAGUAA